Molecule: messenger RNA, 1359 nt
Organism: Postia placenta MAD-698-R-SB12
Lineage: Eukaryota; Fungi; Basidiomycota; Agaricomycetes; Polyporales; Adustoporiaceae
Exons: 12
Coding region: 1-1359 (452 amino acids)
Biological process (GO): negative regulation of fatty acid biosynthetic process
Cellular component (GO): cytoplasm; Cul4-RING E3 ubiquitin ligase complex
Molecular function (GO): protein binding
Source: RefSeq, a predicted model, not a curated record
AUGCAUACGCUCAUCAGGAGCUUUUUGGCAGAUCCAUACGUCCUCUUAUGGGACUUCUGUCAAGACAAUGUCCAGCAACCAUCACGUAGAUUUUGCGGUCAUAAGGCCAACGUGUUCGCUCUCGCAUUCUCAGCAAGUAGCCAAUACCUCUACUCAGGAGAUACGGACAACACAAUUUUGAUGUACGAUAUGAGUCGUCUCUUGGCUUCAGGGACUUCUCUGCCAGAAAAGCCAACGUUGACAUACUAUGAGCACGGCGAUAGUAUUCGCGCGAUAUCGUGUCAUCCAACACAAGAUGAGAUUUUUCUAAGUGCCAGUGAAGAUGGGCGCAUCAUUCUGCAUGAUACACGAGCAGACAGCCGAUAUACCAGAGCACAGAGAACUGUACAACAAGACGCCGAGUUCACCGGAGUCCAGAUCCACCCUACUAUGCCCCACUUCUUCGUGACGAGCGAUUAUCAAGGGAGGCUUUGUCUUCGGGACAUGCGGAUGGCAUUCGGGCCGUCAUCCCAGAGACGGCAGAAUGGUACUGUUCAGGCGUACGUGACUACGCUAUCCAAAACGUCCGUUUCCCAUCUCAGCAAUCCUGAAGUCAGCAGCGUCACGUUCGACAACACAGGAACCAAGCUGACGGCCACGAUGCUACAUCACCUCCCAACGAUUUACUCUCUCUCUGAUCCGAUCCCUGUCGCUAUGUGUAGUAAAGCGAGGAGGGUCGAAGGCACGUACAGUAAUUCAUGCACAAUCAAGCAUGGAUCUUUUGGCAGUGGGGGACUGCACGACGACCGAUACUACUGCGCUGGCUCAGAUGAUUUCUCGGCCUACAUGUGGGAGAUCCCAGAGAUUUCCGAUUUAGUAGAACGGAGACAAGAGAUUUCCUCAGACACUUGGUCAGGACUGGGAAAUGAUAAUAUCGUUGGUUUUGCUUCCUCCCCAGAUGAGCCACGGCAUGUUCCGGUCAAUCUAGACACCCCAAUGUACAGGCUGACCGGUCAUGAAUCCAUUGUCAACACUGCCCUGAUGCAUCCGCAUCUCCAGUAUGUCGUCACGUCGGGCAUUGAGCGUGACGUCGUUCUGCACAGCCCCACUGCCAUCUCUCCAAGCGCGGAAGACAUGUCCCUGACGCCGAAAGAGGUCCGCCCUGUAGCGCCCGCGAGCAGCCGGUCUAGCAGGCUGCUGAUGCGGGCAUUGGGAAUCUUACCGGAUGCUAAUGAGGAUGCGGAUGAUGACCAAGAGACCAUCGCACUAUUCGACGAAAUCCGCCGACAAGAAGGCGAUGGAGAUAUCUUCGACCUACGACACUGGAGUGGACCAGAAGAAGAUAGUUUUGCGCAUGCUGCUAUGGACAUUGAUCAGUAG